Eucalyptus grandis is the source of this 1049-nucleotide messenger RNA. RefSeq lists its product as hypothetical. The coding region runs from base 172 to 489 and encodes 105 amino acids. Gene Ontology annotation, biological process: spliceosomal complex assembly. The record is from RefSeq and is a predicted model, not a curated record. Lineage: Eukaryota; Viridiplantae; Streptophyta; Magnoliopsida; Myrtales; Myrtaceae. Gene Ontology annotation, cellular component: U2-type prespliceosome; catalytic step 2 spliceosome; nucleus. The transcript has 4 exons. Gene Ontology annotation, molecular function: zinc ion binding; nucleic acid binding.
CCCUAGAAUUUCAAUUCCCAUGGCGAAACCCUCCAAGCGCCGGAGGGUUCGGAGGAUCGACUGACCACCCUCCGGCCAUCAACUUCCUCCUCCUCCUCCGCCUCCGAGCAACUUGCCAGAUCACCGUCUCGACUCCCUCGACCCCGACUCAGGCUCGACGAUGGCGAGAGAAUGGAUCGGGAGUGGGGUUCGAAGCCCGGGAGCGGGGGCGCUGCCUCCGCCCAGAACGAAGCCAUCGACCGCCGCGAGCGCCUCCGCCGCCUCGCCCUCGAGACCAUCGAUCUCGCCAAGGACCCCUACUUCAUGCACAACCACCUCGGCAGUUACGAGUGUAAGCUUUGCUUGACGCUGCACAACAACGAGGGGAACUACUUGGCGCACACGCAGGAGAAGAGGCAUCAGACCAACUUGGCGAAGGAUGCGCCUGCUCAGCCUCAGCCCAAUAAGCGGAAGGUUAAUGUUCGCAAGACGGGUGCAAAGUUGGAUUAGAAGUGGGUUAAAAUAUUUUUCCAUUUCUCGCGCAUCGCUUGAUUGGGGUAUUCAAAUGCCUAACCAUCUCAAUCCUUUGCUUAAGCUUCAACAAGAAGUUAUCAUUGUCUUCCUCAGCUGUCUUCAGCAACCUCUCCAACAAGUUGCUCUUCUCUGCCAACCCGAGAUUCCCGAUAUUAACCUCUGUUAUCUUGCCAUCUUCUUCGGCAAGAAUUCCCUGCCGAAUACGCAAGUAUGUUGGGAGCUUUUCAAGUGCAGCCCUCACUAUCAACUGUCAGUGGUGAAAAGGCUGAAGGAAGUAGUGGCGGAGAAACGAGAGUUUGAGCAGCAGAUGGAGAACGUGCAGAGGGUAGGACAGCAUCUGAAUGUCAUUCCACUUCAUGCAUAUUACUACUCAAAAGAUGAGAAAGCUCCUUAUAUGUGACUAUAUAACAGGAGGCAACUUCUCUUUGUUGCUGCAUGGUAUGUUUCACCUAGUCAAUUUUGUAUAUUAUUUAGACAAUUUUCCUAACCAAGGGAUCCUAAUUUUGCUAAUCAUUUAUGUAAAUGUGUACCAUGUU